GGGUAAUAGUUACCCAGGUCCGACCCGAAUUGAUACAAUGAGAAACUAGUACUGGAAACACUCACUCAAAAGCUGAAGCUUGAAAAUUGGGGAUUUUGAGAAGUCAAUUGAAAUGGGUGAAGUUUUACUUGAACUUGAACAGGUCCUUCGUUCCAAGAAGUUAACAAGUGAAGAAGCGAAUGUGCUCAUGGCAUGCAAGACUGAUGCUAUUAGAGGUUUUACUAUUGGUGCAGGCGCUUCUGGUGGUGUUGUUUGGUUAGCCACAAGAAGGCUUGGUCAUAUACUUCGCACAAACAUUGUAGGAGGAAUUGCUAUAUUCUCUGGACUGUAUAAUUUUGGGAAAGCACUUGAUUCAUGCGUAGACCAUAUCCUAAACCAGAAGGGAAGUCGAAUGCAACAAGAGUUAGCAAAUAUAAUGGUGAGGAAGUAUCAGGAUGAUCAGCCAAUGAUGCAGCGUAUCUCUAAGCAUUUUUACCCUGAGAAUGUUUUUGAUGAUUCAAGCGUAGACCAGCCAAAGUUAAGAUGGCGUUAUCGGAACUUUUUUGUUGAGGAAGGUCCUCAGUCCGAGUAUAAAUGGGAUGAUUCGUAUAAUGAGAAAACUGAUUUGAAGCCUGAGAAAAAUGAUGUGAAAUCGGAGCCCACCUAUGUGAACAGUGAAGUUGAAGCAACAUUAGACCCUUUCGAUACUGUUUUUGGGAUCCCGCGUACAGUUGACGAGGUAAAUCACCAAGCCUCCACCGUGGUGCCUAACAGACAUAGUCGGAGUCAUAAAAGAUCCAAACGCAGGCAACGGAUUCUCAAAAGGGAAGCUUCCUUGAAUGCGCAACACGCUUUAGCGAAUUUGAAUAUUUAGUAUUGCCUAUUAUUCUAAAACAAACCGUUUCUAGACGCGGUGGUAGAUAUUGCAAUCAAGCACCAUUGAAAUUUGGUGAUACUGAUGCAAUCUUGUUGCAUAACAACCGUAUGAAAAGCUUCGUGUAAAGGCUUCCCCUAGAAAUUUCCUAUGAGAUGCACCUGUGAACCCUCUUAAGAUAUUGAAAUCCAAUGGCACCAUUUUAUUUGUUGUUA
Daucus carota subsp. sativus is the source of this 1068-nucleotide messenger RNA. RefSeq lists its product as uncharacterized. The record is from RefSeq and is a predicted model, not a curated record. The coding region runs from base 113 to 853 and encodes 246 amino acids. NCBI's taxonomy places the organism in Eukaryota, Viridiplantae, Streptophyta, Magnoliopsida, Apiales, Apiaceae. The transcript has 6 exons.